Molecule: messenger RNA, 4122 nt
Organism: Lodderomyces elongisporus
Lineage: Eukaryota; Fungi; Ascomycota; Pichiomycetes; Serinales; Debaryomycetaceae
Gene: ucp12
Product: putative helicase
Exons: 1
Coding region: 1-4122 (1373 amino acids)
Cellular component (GO): intracellular anatomical structure
Molecular function (GO): RNA binding; helicase activity; protein binding
Source: RefSeq, a predicted model, not a curated record
AUGGGCAAGAAAGUAAAGGCCAAGAAUGAAACACCGGAGCCUGUAACGAAAAAAGGUGAUAAGAAGAAGAAGGGCGUGGAUUCGAAUAACGGUGCUGAUGCUAAUGCUAGCGCGGGGAAGGGAAAGGUGAAAGGGAAUAGGUCUCUGACUGAUGAGUCUACAGAUGCUAAAAAGCCUGCCCGAGGGCUAGUAAUAGGCGAUAAUUUUGGAUGGACAGGUAAGCUACCAGUAACUUUACUCAACGAACAUUGUCAAAAACAGAAAUGGAAUAAGUGCGAUUAUAGCAUGAUGAAAAAGUCGAGUGGAGUUGUAUGUAUCGUUACUUUGUCGUGGGAGAAUCCGAAAACAAAGGAAUUGAUUAGUAUAAAGUUCAAACCAGAUUAUACACCAAAGGAGACUACCAACGAAGCGAGACACAUGUCAGCUACAUUUGUGUUGCACAGAAUCAACUAUAUAAAGAAUAUGAAAAUGUUAUUACCGAUAAUCUUUAGGGAUUAUUGGACCGAUUUGGAAAACGAGCGAGCCAAGCUUUUAAAAGAAAAUAAAUAUUUGCACGAUAUUCGAUACAAUAUCAACCCCUUCGUUGUGUACAUAGAACAAGAAGAGUUGAAGAAGAAAUUAGCUAAAGAGAAGCUAGAUAAGAUGAACCAGGAGGCCAAAGUACAUAAGCCAGCAGUCUCCUUGGGACAUGAGCAGGGAAAUAGUAAAGUUGCCACAUUGGCAAACUCUCUACCUCGCAAAGUUUGGGAAUCUGCCCCACUAUUUGACAUACCAUCGGAGCUUAGGGCGGAUAUAGAGCUCUCAGUGCGAGAGUACCUUGACUGGAGCGAGGAGAAUUUGAGGAACAACAAGGGUAACGAGAAGCAUGGAAAAGAAAAGAAUAAUUUUGGUAAACUAGAGCAAGAUGAGGACAAAAGUCUCGUUGAUAAAUUGGUAAAUCUAGGUUUUCGACGCAACCACGUGAAAGAGUCUCUCCAGUUUACAUCAACAUUUACUGAUGCACUCGAGUGGCUUAUCUUUCACCUUCCUGAAGAUGAUUUACCAUCUUCAUUCUUGAAAUCUGAAACUGAAUCUGAUGUUGUGUUGAAAGUUUCUAGGCCAUUAAAGACAGAACUUGCGAUGAAAAGAUUGAAACAUUCCGGAUUUUCGGAAGACAUUGUGCUUCGGUUAUUUGAGGAAUGCGGAGAGGAUGAUUUUGCCACUGCAAUUGCGUUAACUAAACUUUUGGACACAGGGCUGCUGAACUUGCCCUUGCGUAUUAGUGAAGAGGAGAGUCAAGAAUUGUGGGAUCAAGAAGUAGAAGCGUUGAGUAUGGCCAAAACAAACAUUGAAAAAAAUUCUUAUAAUGUGGUGACUAUUCCUUUACUGCCAGAAAAUAUCAAGGGCGACAAAGUUAGUGUUCAGCUUUUCAAAAGUCCUAUGUAUCCUAAUGAACUACCAGGGAUUCAAAUUGUUGUAAAGAACGAAUACAAGAUUGCCAAUUACGUCAAGUUAGCGAUAGUAAAGAGUUUGAUCUCAGAGUUGCAUGUUGGAGAAUGCAUGUUGUACUCGAUAGUAGAGUGGUUGGAAUUAAAUUUGAUGGAUAAAAUUCAAAACCCUGGGUCAUUAUGCAUGUAUGAAAAGAUUAAUGACUCUGCCACAUCGCAAACAACAAGACUGAAUUUAAACUACCGUUCAUCACAAAAAAGGAAUAAGGCACAAAAACUCGAUCCACAAGCAGUGAAGAAACUGUAUGAAAGCAGAUUAAAAGAGUUGAAACAAGAUCGAGGGCGGGAACUGUUGCCAGCAUGGAAGAAACGAGACGCAUUGGUGCAAGCAAUUAACUCUAACCAGAUCACAUUAGUUACGGGUGAAACAGGAUCGGGUAAGUCUACACAGGUUGUGCAAUAUAUUCUUGAUGACUUGAAUGAAAGAGGGGAUUUUUCAUCUACCAUUAUUUGCACACAACCACGUCGUAUUUCUGCAAUGGGUUUGGCAAAUAGAGUUGCAGAGGAAAGAAAAGAUGAAGUUGGUCGCGAGACUGGAUAUAUCAUCAGAGGAGAAAGCAAAGUUUCUGGAAACACUAGGAUAAGCUUUGUUACAACAGGUAUUUUACUUCGAAUGCUACAGAAUAUAUCAAAUCAGCAACAUAAUGAGACUGAAAGUGGACUGAUCUUUGAACAUCUCAGAUACAUCUUCAUUGAUGAGGUACACGAAAGAUCCGUCGAUAGCGACUUUUUAUUGAUUAUUCUUAGAGAUUUGGUCAAGCGAUUCAAGAAUUUAAAAAUAAUCUUGAUGUCUGCAACAAUCAAAAAGGAUAAAUUCGACCAGUUUUUUAAAUCAACUAUUGAGCAUACCCAUGUUGAAGGAAGGACCUACCCGAUUCAAGACUUGUAUUUAAAUGAUGUUAUUGACGAGUUGGAUUACAAGAUGGAAGUCAAUGGAGAUCUUAUCACACCUCGUGCAGAUGCAGCAUUUUUCAAAAUGGGAAACAUCAAUUAUGAUUUACUAGCGCAACUUAUCAAGCAUGUUCACAAAAAGCUUGCUGCUCAAGAUAAUGAUGGUUCGUUGCUUGUUUUUUUACCAGGUGUUGGUGAGAUCAACCGCGCUGUAAAGGAAACAAGUUUGAAUUUUUCUGGAAUAUUGGCAUUACCGCUUCACUCCUCAUUAUCACCACAAGAGCAAAAACGGGUCUUUGUUAAACCGUUAAGGGGAACCAGGAAAGUUGUAUUUGCUACCAAUAUUGCAGAAACAUCGAUCACUAUUCCCGAUUGUGUUGUUGUGAUUGAUACAGGUCGUUCUAAAAAUAUGUUUUUUGACCCUGCUUUAAACGCAACAAAGCUUAUUGAAGAAUGGUGCUCUCAAGCAGAAAUUAAACAGAGACGAGGUAGAGCUGGGCGUGUUACUAGUGGGUUAUGCUACCAUUUGUAUACAAAGGAGACAGAACUGAGUAUGCUUGUACAGCCCAUUCCAGAGAUCAAGAGAGUAAGGUUAGAAAAUUUAUAUUUGAUUGUUAAGUCCAUGGGUAUUUCGAACGUUGAAAAGUUUAUAGCAAGUGGUCUUGAUGCUCCUGAUAAGCAAGCAUUAUCUUCGGCUCAACGUUUAUUGGAAGAUGUUGGUGCUUUAGACAGUGGAAAUCUUACAAAUUUGGGCCGAUAUCUUUCAUACUUACCAACGGACCCACAUACAGGUAAGCUCUUGAUAUUGGGCUGCAUAUUCGAUUGUCUUGAUAUGUGUGUUACGUUGGCGGCAAUCAAUUCAGUAGGAAGCAUUUUUAUCAACAAUUUAGAGAAUAGGGAAAAGGUUAAACAGAUUUUGAACAGGUAUUCUGGUGGAUAUGGUGAUCUUAUCGCAGAGGCUAAAGUUUACCUUGAAUAUAGCAAAAACCCUAUUAAGCUGUUUAUUCGUGAAAACUGUUUGUCUUAUACAGCUUUAAAAGACAUAAAGUCAACCAAAGCACAGUUUUUGCAGCUCAUUCUGGAGAUGGGAUUCACAGCAUAUGGAAGCAUCGGUAAAAGUGAAGCGAAAAUCAACUAUGCAUUGGUUAUGGCCAUAGUCACGGGAUCUUUGUACCCAAACAUCAUACGAGUCCAAUAUCCGAACCAAAAGUAUUUAAAGACCUCGCUGGGUUCUGUUGCUGUUGAUCCAGAAGCUAAGCAGAUAAAGCUUUGGGUCAAAAACGAUUCACAAGACCCCGAGUCUUUGCCGUUAACAAGAGUAUUUAUCCAUCCAUCUUCUGUUAUGUUUAGUACAAAAGAUUAUGAACCAAAUGAUGCUAGCUCUGAAGAUGACCCCACAGAUAUAUCUAGAUUGGCUCCACAAGUGCCUAAAGCCGACCUGGUGGUAAUCAAGACCCCAUUCUUGACAUACAAAUCAUCUCAUUUGACAUCUAAGCUAUACAUUAGAGGUAUUACGCCUUCGACCACCAUUUCAACUUUGCUUUUUGGAGGUAAGUUCGAGUAUGAAGCAAAAGGUUUGCUUCUUAAUGGAUGGUUGCCAAUCAGAACUUGGUGCAAAAAUGGAGUAUUAAUCAAACAAGUGAGGAAGUUACUUGAUAAAUACAUAGAUGAGAAACUAUCGACAUUGAACAGCACAACUCAUGAGGCCAUUUUCGAAGUGAUAACCAGAGUGGUGAAUUUAUAG